GUUCCCCAUGCGUCCGCUAAGGAAGACAGCUACAAAGGAUAUUAUAUUCCCAAAGGCGCUAUCGUUUUCGGCAACUCUUGGUCUGUGGUGGCCAUGCUCCAUGAUCCAGCCACUUAUCCUGAUCCUGAAGAGUUCAGACCAUCAAGAUUCCUUACCUCUGACGGCGUGCUUGAUCCCGCAGUUCCGGACCCCGAAGUCACGUUUGGCUUUGGACGUCAUUUGUGUCCCGGUAGGUUCAUGGCCCUUGAGUCCAUGUGGAUCACGAUGGCCUGCAUCCUAGCUAUGUUCAAUAUUGAAAGGACGAAAGGUGACGAUGGAAGAUUCCUUUCGAUGCCAGAGGAGUUGUUCGCUUCGGGGAUU
Molecule: messenger RNA, 360 nt
Organism: Stereum hirsutum FP-91666 SS1
Lineage: Eukaryota; Fungi; Basidiomycota; Agaricomycetes; Russulales; Stereaceae
Product: cytochrome P450
Exons: 3
Molecular function (GO): monooxygenase activity; heme binding; oxidoreductase activity, acting on paired donors, with incorporation or reduction of molecular oxygen
Source: RefSeq, a predicted model, not a curated record